Molecule: messenger RNA, 1428 nt
Organism: Medioppia subpectinata
Lineage: Eukaryota; Metazoa; Arthropoda; Arachnida; Sarcoptiformes; Oppiidae
Source: the annotation of a GenBank genome assembly
AUGGCGUCUAUUAGAAAUUCUACUUGCGAUAGAACUGUACCAGAAGCCGAGUUCAGUGAAGCCUACAAUUCUAAAUUCGAGUCUGAGUUUGAACCAAUGCAAGUGCUGGGAAGGGGUGGCUUUGGACUCGUGUUUGAAGCCAAGCAUAAAGUCGAUGGAAACAAAUACGCAGUGAAACGGAUAUCCUUUCCCGACCGCAAUAAGCGGAGGGAGAAAGUGAUGCGAGAAGUGACAGCGCUUUCUAAAUUGGAUCAUAAGGGAAUUGUUAGGUAUUAUAGCGCUUGGGUAGAAGUGCCGCCUCUCGGGUGGCAGCAAACCAGAGACAAACAGCUGUUCCCCACCCAAGACAUUGAGUCCACUCUUUUCAGUGAGACUCAAAGCAAUGCCAUGAGUACUGAAAUGAGGUUUGGAUCCAAUCAAUCAAAACAAAUUAUGACAGAAACUCAAAGCAGUGAAGAUUCAUACAUAGCUUUUGAUGAAAAUGCUACUUCUGUUCAUGUAAUCGAUAGGAAUAGCGACGAAAGUCUAGGAAUGUCUACAAAUAGCAAUGUUUUUGACGAAAGCAAACUGAGUGCCCAAAGCAAUAGCCGACCUUUAAGUGUAAACACAGUGCUUCCGCGCUGUUAUCUCUACAUUCAAUUGCAAUUAUGCAGAAAAGACACGCUUAAGGAUUGGCUCCGAAAUAAUCCAUUUAAUCGCGACUCGAAUACAGCGUUAGAUAUAUUUAAACAGAUCGUUAGUGCUGUCGAUUACGUGCACUUAAGCGGUAGAAUGCAUCGCGACCUCAAACCGUCAAACAUAUUUUUUUCAAUGGAAGGCAAUAUUAAAAUCGGUGACUUCGGGUCAGUCACGGCUACGGCUGUCGACGACGGGACACACAUUGCCGGCGCUUCAGCGCUAACACAGUCUUCUAGUACUAACACAAAGCGCGUCGGAACUGAACUCUAUAUGAGUCCCGAACAGAUGCAAUACCUUCGGUACACUAAUAAAGUGGACAUAUUUUCGAUGGGAAUCAUAUUAUUCGAGCUUUUAGUUCCUUUCAAGACUGAAAUGGAAAGAAGAAUAGUCUUAGAAAAUGUCAGAAAAUUAAUUUUUCCCAUAGAUUUUAUCGGCAAACACUCGUCAGAGUGCGAUCUUCUUAACAAACUUUUGUCUCCCAAUCCGGACGACAGGCCCUCAACUGUUGAGAUUAAAGACCACAACAUUUUUAUCAGUAAAUUCAAAACUACCCAGGUUCCCACUUCUAAUUUAAGUAACAAUGAACCUCUGAUCUCACACAAUAACAACGUGACGCCUAGAGAAACAGUUGGCCCAACAUAUUCUGGUCAAGCGAUUAACUUUGUAUUGAGAUGUUUAUCACAAUUGCCGUCAAUAGAGAUCAUUGAACUGAUGGGCGCCGAAGAGUACACUGAAAUGGCUGUCAAUUAA